This is a messenger RNA of Rangifer tarandus platyrhynchus (Svalbard reindeer), 1428 nucleotides long. NCBI's taxonomy places the organism in Eukaryota, Metazoa, Chordata, Mammalia, Artiodactyla, Cervidae. The record is from the annotation of a GenBank genome assembly.
AUGGGGUUGUGGGCAUUGCUGGACGCGAUGUGGGAGAUGCCGGCCGAGAAGCGUAUCUUCGGGGCCGUGCUGCUCUUCUCCUGGACGGUGUAUCUCUGGGAGACCUUCCUAGCACAACGGCAGAGACGGGUAUAUAAAACUACAACUCAUGUACCGCUGGAGUUAGGACAGAUCAUGGAUUCAGAAACAUUUGAGAAAUCUCGACUGUAUCAGCUGGAUAAAAGUACUUUCAGCUUCUGGUCAGGACUCUAUUCAGAGGUUGAAGGCACUCUUAUUCUUCUCUUUGGAGGAAUUCCGUACCUCUGGAGACUCUCUGGGCGCUUCUGUGGUUAUGCUGGCUUUGGACCAGAGUAUGAGAUCAGUCAGUCCUUGGUGUUUCUGCUGUUGGCUACACUUUUCAGUGCAUUGACUGGUUUGCCAUGGAGUCUUUAUAAUACUUUCGUGAUAGAAGAAAAACAUGGUUUUAAUCAACAGACUUUGGGGUUCUUCAUGAAAGAUGCGAUCAAGAAAUUUGUUGUGACUCAGUGCAUUUUAUUACCUGUAUCUUCACUUCUACUUUACAUUAUUAAAAUUGGGGGAGACUAUUUUUUUAUUUAUGCCUGGCUGUUCACGCUAGUUGUAUCUCUGGUGCUUGUCACCAUCUAUGCUGAUUACAUUGCCCCUUUAUUUGACAAAUUCACCCCUCUUCCUGAGGGAAAGCUGAAACAAGAAAUCGAAGUCAUGGCGAAGAGUAUUGACUUCCCUUUGACUAAGGUGUAUGUUGUUGAAGGAUCUAAACGCUCUUCCCACAGCAAUGCUUAUUUUUAUGGCUUCUUCAAGAACAAGCGAAUAGUUUUGUUUGACACUCUACUAGAAGAGUAUUCUGUACUAAACAAAGACAUCCAGGAGGAGUCUGGCAUGGAACCCCGCAAUGAUGGAGAAGGGGACAGUGAAGAAAUAAAAGCUAAAGUUAAAAAUAAGAAACAAGGAUGUAAAAAUGAGGAGGUGCUUGCUGUACUAGGCCAUGAACUGGGGCACUGGAAGUUGGGACACACAGUCAAAAAUAUCAUUAUUAGCCAGAUGAAUUCUUUCCUGUGUUUUUUCUUGUUUGCUGUAUUAAUUGGUCGAAAGGAACUUUUUGUUGCAUUUGGUUUUAAUGACAGCCAGCCCACUCUAAUUGGACUGUUGAUCAUCUUCCAGUUUAUUUUUUCACCUUAUAAUGAGGUUCUUUCUUUUUGCCUAACAGUCCUCAGCCGCAGAUUUGAGUUUCAAGCCGAUGCAUUUGCAAAGAAACUUGGGAAGGCCAAAGACUUAUAUUCUGCUUUAAUCAAACUAAACAAAGACAAUUUGGGAUUCCCUGUUUCUGACUGGUUGUUUUCCAUGUGGCAUUAUUCUCAUCCUCCACUACUAGAGAGACUUCAAGCUCUGAAAAAUUCAAAACAAGACUGA